AUGGUGCCAUCCGAGGAUCUCUUGCCGGUUCUCGUCCUCGUCGUCGGCGAUUCCUACGAUUGGGCUCCCGUUUCUCCCUUCGACGCCACCGAUCUCUCCUCCAGGGUCCGAUCCGUCGUCGUCACCUUCUCGUAUCGACUCGGACGACUCGGGUUCCUACGGCUCGGAGGAGUGGCGUUGAAUCUGGGAUCGAUGGAUCAGAUCGCGGCUCUGCACUGGGUCCAAGAAAACAUCUUGCAGUUCGGCGGAGACCGGGAUCGGGUGACGUUGUUGGGGCACGGAACGGCAGGAGCCGCUUCUUCCCAUCUCUUGAGCCUUUCUCCGGCCGUCCGAUUCAGUGAGUCGCACUCUCGUCGCGACUCGGCGAUGGCGAUCCGUGGAAUCGCUCCCGUAAGGUUUCGCGCGACGAGACCGCGAACGAAAGCGAGACGGGGUUCGACAUCCGUUCCCGUCCUCGUCGCGUCGUCCCUUCCCGUUCCCGUCCUCGUCGCGUCGUCCCUUCCCGUUCCCGUCCUCGUCGCGUCGUCCCUUCCCGUUCCCGUCCUCGUCGCGUCGUCCCGUCCCGUUUCCUUUCUGCCGACCGGAUCCCUAAACCCUCCGUCGCCGAGGGAUCGUACGAGCAUGCGUCGACGAGAGGAAAAUCCUCUCGUUCCUUUCGAGAAGGAAUUUAGCGAGAGUCCGAGGUGCGUCCUCGAGCGGAAGGGAACUAAAACUCGAGACGGUUUACGAGAAGGAAACGAGCGGACGAGGCGAAUCGAGUGCAAGCUCUUCCAUCCGUUCGCAUGGGGAACUUCUUUCCGGGGAUGUGCAACUCGAGACGGUAGGAUUCCCAGUCGAAGGUAA
Molecule: messenger RNA, 843 nt
Organism: Darwinula stevensoni
Lineage: Eukaryota; Metazoa; Arthropoda; Ostracoda; Podocopida; Darwinulidae
Source: the annotation of a GenBank genome assembly